UAGACAUACUUAAAUAUAUGACACCGUUGACUUUUUUUCAUUCGUUUGACUAUUCAUUUUUUCUACAAAUUUUUUUAAAUAGAUAAACCUACAAGUUAAAAUAUAAAGUAAAGUACAUUUAAUAAUAGAUAUAGUGAUACGCAUUUUACUUUAGCUAACUUACUCGUUCAAUUGAUAUUGGUGGUCAAAGUUAGAGUAAAAAGUAAACAAGUGUUAUAUAUUUAAGAACAGAGGAAGUACAUGAUGAUGUGCUUUGUCCAUGGCGGAUUGUUGGCAUAUGUAAUCAGUAAUUAUGCCAUGCAGUAGCAUAUGGCAGGGUGUGUGGGUGGUGUUGCUGUCUGACGACCAUCAGCUUAUCUUUGCUGCAUUUUUAUUUCCAGCACCAACUGGGUGAACUCUCGGGCCGGGAUCACCCAAGGACCAUAUUAUAUACUUAUUUACCUAUCAUAUUAUUUUUUUAAAAAAUUAUUUCACAGUGUUUCUUGUACUUUUUCCCCCACGAGAGGAGAUAUCUGGCAUCUAUGAGAAGGAUCUCCUGCCAGACAGCUGCCUCCACCUGAAGGCCGUGCUUGAAAGACCUAAAAUCAAAAGGCUGUACUCUUGGGAAUUCAGAAUCCAAACAAUCAGCAAAAUGAGCCACUGCCAGACUUAAAUGAGGACCCUGAUGAGGAGGAGCACAUACAGGCCCAGAUGCAACUACUAGUUCAAGACCUGGAAAACCAAGCACCAGAGCAAGGGGACCUGCAGCAGGACCAGCAUCAGGAAGAGAUGGAUCUGCAACUGAGUUUGUCUGUACCUCUCCCUUCCUUUUCAACCCCAGAUGUCAGUGGACAAAAGGGGAAUAGUUCUGGGGAAAGUGUGCAGCAGCAAGUUCAAGUGGAACAAGUGCAAGAAGAAGUCCAGCAAGAAAAUGAGCAGGUGGUUGUUCUGGCCAUUCCCGCCAUUCAGCAGCUUCAGAAUGUUCAAGAUGGGCAGAUUCCAGUGGCCCAACAGAAUGCGCAGCACAUGCCAUUUCCAGUUCAGGGGGUCCAGAACAUGGGGCCAAACCAGGAGAAUGAACACGUAGGUGGACAAUUCCUCCACCCAAUUCAGUUAAAUCAGGAAGGUGGGCCAGAAGCACAGUUCAACAUAGACUUAAAUGUAAACAUGUUCAGAGCUGAAUCAGGACACAGUAAUGAUGCUGAUCCAGGGUGGGCUGCAAGGUUGAACGAGGCCUACAACAAGCCAGUUUCUAGCCCAGAUCUGCAACAACUUUGGGCUAGAUUCUUCUCCAUGGAGGGCUCCCCUGAACAGAGAAAGAUCAAAAUGUCAACGCCACUGGUGGAAACACGGGCAAGAAGGAGCCCCAGGAUAAGGAGCCGCAAUGCUGGUUUCAAGCAUACGAGCUGCAACUCAAGGAACUGCCUGGCCUGUGCUGCUGUACCACCUACCCUGACGACCAAGGCAAUGGUGGCCAUUGGGGAGGACUUCUGCAAGAUAAGCAAAGAGAAGUUAUCUGAAGCAACUCUCCGAACCAAGCCACCAACAGCCAACCUGAUAGGUGACAAGAGAGGGGCCAGUUCAAAGAGACAGAAGGGCAACGAGAGCAUCAAGGAGGUGGAAGAAGGAGAAUGCUCGGCCACAGGAAGGAGGACCGAGAACUGAUUUGGGGCCUUCGUCAUCAUCUUUUGUCUUAUAAUGAUGUUAAGACACCUUGCAGUGAUGUCUAGUGGGAGGAUGGGGCCCACAAAACAAUAUCGUUUGUCGUGAAUUGGUGGGUAAACAUGCUUGGGUUAAUUAGUUGGAUUAUCUGGCUUCAUUUUGCCUUUUCGUUAUGUACUUUGGCAAACAUUGGGGAGUUUUCAGUGUUUUAUA
Setaria italica (foxtail millet) is the source of this 1854-nucleotide messenger RNA. RefSeq lists its product as uncharacterized. Bases 691 to 1644 code for a protein of 317 amino acids. The transcript is spliced from 2 exons. NCBI's taxonomy places the organism in Eukaryota, Viridiplantae, Streptophyta, Magnoliopsida, Poales, Poaceae. The record is from RefSeq and is a predicted model, not a curated record.